Molecule: messenger RNA, 2331 nt
Organism: Magnolia sinica
Lineage: Eukaryota; Viridiplantae; Streptophyta; Magnoliopsida; Magnoliales; Magnoliaceae
Product: protein root UVB sensitive 5
Exons: 17
Coding region: 195-1937 (580 amino acids)
Source: RefSeq, a predicted model, not a curated record
CACACAAGGUGGAUUUGUCACCACCGUUUUAAAAGCUCUCUUCUAAUUGGGCUUGUCAUCUUUCCUGCGCGCCACUGAGCGAUGAAAAGAAGGGUAGAGAGAGUAUAGAGAGUUGAAGUACAUGGAAGAGGAGGAGGAAGAAGAAAUAAAGCCUCAUCCUCAUUGUCGUGUCUUGUAUUGAGAAAAAGGAAGAUAUGGCUUACGCUCUCAAUCUCUCUUUUCCAUCAUUUUCUUCUACUUCCACUUCCACAAGAAUCAGCUGUCCGUCCAGAGGACUAACGAACAGGAUUUUCUGCUCCUCUCCUCCUCAAUCCUACGGAGAACAUGAUGAUGAAGAUAACUGUAACAGCCAGAAGAAGUGGCUUCAAAAACCUAACCUGGACCCAUCACGUACAUUAUUUGUUGAAAGAUAUGAAGAUGGCACUAUAAAGAGCAGGUAUAUUUUGGAUGAUGACUCACGGCUACAAACUAUUCUAGAGGAACAUAGAUCCAUGAUGAAUGAGCUGCAAGAAGUAAACCCUAACAAUGAAAUUUCCUGGCUCCCACAUGUUUUGAAGGAUUUCAUUUUCCCUGCUGGAUUUCCAGAGUCUGUUUCAGAUGAUUACUUGGAAUACAUGCUAUUGCAGUUCCCUACAAAUGUGACUGCAUGGAUCUGUCACACACUUGUGACAUCGAGCCUCCUGAAGGCUGUAGGUGUAGGCUCUUUCUCGGGGACCACAGCCGCUGCUUCUGCUGCUGCUGUUAGAUGGGUGUCAAAGGAUGGGCUUGGAGCUAUUGGACGCCUAUUCAUUGGUGGGCGCUUUGGGAAUCUUUUCGAUGAUGACCCCAAGCAAUGGCGUAUGUAUGCAGAUUUCAUCGGCAGUGCCGGAAGUAUCUUUGAGCUAACUACACCAUUAUAUCCAGCAUAUUUUCUCCCGCUCGCAUCUUUAGGAAAUCUUGCCAAGGCCAUAGCUAGAGGACUAAAAGACCCCUCAUUUCGUGUGAUUCAAAAUCAUUUUGCCACCUCUGGUAAUCUCGGAGAGGUUGCAGCAAAGGAGGAAGUAUGGGAAGUAGCAGCUCAACUUAUUGGGCUUGCUCUUGGCAUCCUGGUCAUGGAUGCACCUGGAUUCCUUACAUCAUAUCCUAUGUUAGUGUUCACAUGGCUGAGCAUGCGGCUGUUGCACCUUUGGUUGCGGUAUCAGUCACUUUCAGUUCUUAGAUUUACCACAAUAAAUCUCAAGCGUGCUCGAGAUCUUGUGAAAUCACACAUUCUACACUCAACUGUUCCUGGAUAUGGGGAUUGCAACAAGGAAGAAAACAUUUUAUCUUGGGAAAGAUUCUUAAAGCCACGGAUCCAUUUUGGUGUAUCCCUGGAGGAAAUGAUUGGUGGGGAGAGUUCCAGUCAUAUGUUACUGUCCAUGCAGGACAUGCAUACCAUGUCAAAUGUGGGUCAAAUCAAAGCAUUGAAAAAAUGGGCCCCAACCAUGAAGAUUAUGUCAUACAAAUCAGGUGAUCUUCUUGGCACACCUGUUUCAUGGCUUGGAUGUUAUACACACUCAACACCUGGCAUUUGUGUUAAGGUUGAUAGUACCAUUCUGUCGAUUGCGGGUGUUAAGGAUCUUCUAGAGUUAUAUGCAAAGGAGCAUCACAUUCUUGUCAUGAAUAAACCCCAACAACUGAGAGAGUUGGAAAUCUAUGUUUCAUUCAAGGUAGGAGCUACAAGUAUGACGGUCCUCCGAAGUUUAUGGCAGGCCUAUUGGCUCCAUGAGCACUGGGGAGGUUCAGAUCAUGCCCUGGUACAGCUCAGGAAGUCUCUUUUCGAAUUGGAAGGAAGAUUUAAUGAUUUUCUUCAGCAGUUGGAGGGAUCUGGCUGGGAUAUCUGCAAGAUCAACCUCAAGGUGCCAAAGGAACUUGUUAUUGAAGUAACUGCACCAAUGAGUUUCCCCAUAGACCAGUAAUUGUGCUGUCCUGUCACUGCUUCAUGCCCUGCAGAGUAAAUGCCGCUGCUGCUAACUUGGCCCUGUUUAAAUAAGGGAAUCUACAGGCUGUCAAGAUUACUCAUGAUUCACCUCAUGGACCAAGUACCUUUGAUGACUGCCUAGUGUAACUGUAUGGUCAAUGGUUUUAACUGGGUGGGUGUUUUUUUUCUGCCUUAUUCAGAUUCCAGUGUUGAUACAUACUGUAAAAGGUGAUAAUGUUUUGAAAGAGGAAUGAUCAGGUGCUAAAAGUGUACAAUGAAAGCUUGCUAUGGGUGAAUCUUAGCCAUGUAAUGUUAGCAGAGUGUGGGUGCAUGAUGUCCCGUCACUUUCUAAAUAGUUACUCCAAUCUCAUUCUUGCUAUAUUCUGUUCAAA